AUGCGGACUUGCUUGGCGGUGUCGGUGGCGGCGGCGGCGCUGCUGCCACUGGGACUGAGGGGGAGCCAGCAUGACCAGGUAAUAUAUGCUUUAAACACUAAGAAUGAUGAACAUGAAGCUGCUAUCCAAGCCCUCAAGGAUGCUCACGAAGAAGAAAUCCAACAAAUUCUUGCAGAAACCAGAGAAAAGAUUCUACAGUACAAAAGUAAAGUUUCUGAGGAAAUGGAUUUGAAGAGAAAGAUCCAAGUUUUAGAAGAGUCAUUGGAGGACCAUAAAAAGAGGAAGCAUCAAGCCCUAACAGAAUUUGAAGCUUAUAAGGACAGAGUUGAGGAUAUGCAGCUUUGUGCAGAAGCCCAGCAUGUCCAACGUGUAGUGACUAUGUCGCGGGAAGUGGAAGAGAUUAGAAAAAAGUUUGAGGAGCGGUUGCGAAGCUUUAUACAGUUACAAGUACAGUUUGAGAAGGAUAAGCGUUCAGCUCUUGAUGAGUUGAAAGCUGCACAUAGGCUUGAGGUUCAAGAACUUAUGAAGACGCAUCAGUGUCAGAAUGCAACUUUAAGUAAGGGACAGGAAAAGUUGGAAGAGCUCCACAGACGGGAUGUGGAAGAGCUGAAUGCUAAAGUUGAAGAUCUAAGACUGGAAAGGAAAAAGCUCAUUGAGGACUAUGAAAGUAAACUCAGCAAAGCUCAGUCUUUCUAUGAACAUGAACUUGAUACUAUGAAAAGGUCCCAACUGUUUACAGCCGAAAGUCUGAAAGCUUGCAAAGAGAAAGAAAUGGAACUAAGGAAAGAAUUUCAAAGCCAAGAAUCUAUUUUACGGAAAAACAUGGGGAAACUAAAGACUGAAUUGCAGAUGGUACAAGAUGAAGCAGGCAGUCUACGAGAAAAAUGCCAGAAGCUUCAAAUAGCAUUAAAUACAGCAGAAAACAAUGUACAGGCUCUUCAAAAACAGCUAGAUGAUGUCAAAGAAGAGGAGAUAUCUUUGUUAAGUAAACACAAGGAAGUUGAAAGUGAGCUAGCUGCUGCUAGGGAACAUUUACAGCAACAGGCCACAGACCUUGUACUAAAAGCCAGUCACAUUGGAAUGCUUCAAGCUACUCAGAUGACCCAGGAAGUUACCAUACAAGAUUUAGAAUCUGAAAAGUCCAAAUUAAAGGAAAAGCUGUCGCAGAUGGAAGAAGAAAGAAAUCUAUUGCAAAGCAAAACACAAAAUCUAGAUGAAAGACAAAGGCAGCAAAUUCUUGCAUUGGAGAAGAAAGUGAAUGAAGCAAGGGAAACACAAAGAGAAUAUUAUGAGAAAGAGUUAAUAAAACUGCAAGCCAGACUAGAAGGAGAAGCUGCACAGCUAAAUGAGGCUCAUUCUAAGACCUUGGAGGAGUUGGCAUGGAAACAUCAUAAUGCUCUUGAGGCAGCACAUAGCAAUACUACCAAGGAAAAAAAGAAACUGCAAAUGGAGUUGGAGCAGCAUUUUGAAAAAGAGAAGCUACAUUUAGAGGAUGAGAAAAAUCAGCUUCGACAGCAGUUGGAAAACCUGAGGGAAGAGCUGACAGCCAAGCUGACUGUAUCCAAUCAGGAGGUGUGUCGUCUACAAGACUUAGUAAGGAAAAGUGAACAAGGCCUUGGUACUGCUGAAGGGCACAUCUCCAGUCUCCAGGAAAACCAAGAAAUACUGCAAAAAGAACUAGAAUUAACCAGGACAAGAUUGAGGGAAGCCACAGAUUCUCUGUAUAAUGUUGAGGGGGAAUUAGAACAGGAAAGACAGCAACAUGAAGCCAUGAUCGUAGCCAUGAGAGAAGAGGAGAAAUUCAAAGUUGACAGAAUGGCCCAUGAUCUGGAAAUUAAAUGGACAGAAAACCUUCGGCAAGAAUGUAGUAAACUUCGGGAAGAGCUGAGACUUCAGCAUGAAGAAGAUAAAAAGUCAGCAAUGACUCAACUUUUGCAGCUGAAAGAGAGGGAAAAAAGUGCUGCCAGAGAUAGCUGGCAAAAGAAAGUAGAAGAUCUGUUGGAUCAGAUAUCCCUGCUGAAGCAGAAUCUAGAAAUGCAGCUGUCUCAGUCUCAGACCUCAAUGCAACAACUGCAGGCACAGUUUAGUCAGGAGCGACAGAGGCUUGCCCAAGAAAUUGAAGAACUAGAAGAAGAGCAUGAGCAAAGAAAUAAGUCCCUGAAAGAAGCACACAUGCUUGCAUUUCAAGCUAUGGAAGAAACAAAAGAACAAGAGCAAAAGGCACUUGAGGAACGUUUGCAGCAAAAGCAUUCAGAGGAAUUUCAGGCUCUAAAAGAAGCCCACAAACAAGCUAUGGAAGCUUUCAAACUAGAAAUGGAACAGGAACUACAGACUCUUCGUUUUGAACUGGAAGAUGAAGGGAAAGCUAUGCUAGCAUCUUUGCGCUCAGAACUAAAUCAUCAGCAUGCGGCAGCAAUCGAUCAGCUAAGGCAUAACCAUCAACAAGAAUUGACAGCAGCUAAAAUGGAACUUGAAAGAAGCAUAGAGCUCAGCAGGCAACAGGAAAAUGAGUGUGUGUGCCGGAUAACACAUCUGCAGGAUGAACUGAGGCAUCGAGACCACCAUAUAUCUGAACUGGAUAAGGAGAUACUUGCGCUGCAUGAAAACAUAAGUGCACUAACCAAGGAACUGGAGUUUAAAGGGAAGGAAUUGCUCAGAAUACGUAGUGAAUCCAACCAACAGAUUAGGCUGCAUGAACAAGAUUUAAACAAGAAACAUGAGAAAGAGCUGGAUGUCAUGACAGCAGACCACAUCAGAGAGAAACAAAGCUUGCUGGCAGAUUUUAAUAAGACCCAAGAGCUGCUAAAGGAAAUUAAUUCAGCUUUGCAAGUUUCGUAA
Molecule: messenger RNA, 2838 nt
Organism: Gekko japonicus
Lineage: Eukaryota; Metazoa; Chordata; Lepidosauria; Squamata; Gekkonidae
Gene: FAM184A
Product: family with sequence similarity 184 member A
Exons: 14
Coding region: 1-2838 (945 amino acids)
Source: RefSeq, a predicted model, not a curated record